GGUGGAAAUGUGGUCGUUACUGAUUCUUACCAGCGACACACAGGCAGGUUAUCAGCUCAGUGCAGGCGAUUGAAAGACGUCCAGCUGCAGCGAACAGGUGGUUGCUCCAGACAGACUUUUGAGCUAUCUUACCUACCGGGAGGAACCAAGCGUAAGUUGCAAUCCAACAUGCUAAAGAAGUGAGGUCCAGCAGGGAUACUACCUUCACCUCCCCUCAUAUCCUUACUCCUCAACCAAGCUGAGCAAAUAAAACAGCAGAGACAGCUGGGGAAGCGAAACACGCCGUGGUAAUCACGGUCAUGAUGGGAGUCCCUGUGCUCUGUGUCAUGGUGCUAGCAUUCAUCUGUCACAGCCACUGCAUGGAAAUACAAAACCCUCUGUACAGGUCCAAAAGGUCUCAGGAAAAUGUCUUGUUGGAUCCUAGCAACUGUGUGUCCAGGACCGAGCAGCAACAGGUCUUAACAAACUCUCACAACUUCUCUGUGGAUAUUCGUAUGCCUGGUGUUACCCCGGCUGGGUCGGACACUUACCUGUGCAUGGCAUUUCCUGUGCCAGCUAGUCGAGAUGCAUAUAUUGUGGACUUCAUACCUCAUGCCAGUAUGGACACAGUCCAUCACAUGCUACUGUUUGGCUGCCAGACUCCUGUCUCCACCAGCAGCUACUGGGACUGUGGCAGUGUAAAAGGCACUUGUGAGGAUGAACCCUCCAUUAUGUAUGCGUGGGCUCGGAAUGCACCUCCUACUAAAUUACCCAAAGAUGUUGGUUUUAAAGUUGGAAGAAAUUCAGGAACGUCUUACUUUGUGCUGCAGAUCCAUUAUGGAGAUCUCAGUGCUUUCAGAGACCAUCAUAGAGAUUGCUCAGGACUUACCUUAAGAAUGACAUCCAAGCCGCAGCCAUUCAUUGCUGGCAUAUACCUACUCAUGUCUGUGGACACAUUCAUCCUUCCAGGAAAAAGAGUUACAAAUGCAGACAUCGCCUGUGAUUACACUUCUUAUCCCAUCUACCCAUUUGCCUUCAGGACCCACACACACGACCUUGGUAAAGUGGUCAGUGGCUACAGGAUCCGAGAUGGGAAGUGGAGCCUGAUUGGAAGACAGUCUCCUCAGCUACCACAGGCUUUCUAUCCUGCUAACAAGGAGGUGAAUUUGAAGUAUGGUGACACCAUUGCUGCCAGAUGUAUGUUUACUGGUCAGGGCAGAACGUCCAAAACAUACAUUGGUGGUACCUCUGUUGAUGAAAUGUGCAACUUCUAUAUAAUGUACUACAUGGACAGCAAACAUGCAAUCCCCUACAUGAACUGCAUGGAGACAGGCUCAAAAGAAUUGUUUCAACACAUUCCAGCAGAGGCCAAUGUUCCCAUCACUGUCAGUCCAGGUCAUAUGAACUCUAUGAUGCAUAUGGGACACUCAACAGAUCAUCAAGAUAACAGACCGGUGUUGGAUGCAAACAAAGCAGAGCAGGUCCUGGAUCAGGGUGACCUCUAUUCUCUUAUGUCCAAGCUGCUAGGCGAGAGUAAGGACAUAGUUCACAUUCAUAAGUACGACCCCAGCGAGAUGCAGAGAGCCCAGGCUGAGUUGGUGGCUCAGAUUGAUAGCUUAAUACAAAAGAAAGACCUGGGCUCUCCCAGUGCCACACUAGCCUUCCAAACCAGGGAGGAUCCUGUUUUGGUGAGGGACAGAGUCCACAAAUUCCAUCAGCUUGAGGCCACAGCUAAGCCCCCAAGAAGCAAGCUUCUAGCUGAAGGACAAGACUACCAUUUGGAGCAAGUUUCAGCAUGGCCACAGAGUUCUCUGCAGCUGGGUCAGGUGUCUGGACUUGCACUCGACUCUGAUUCUAACUUGGUCAUUUUCCACAGAGGUGACCACUAUUGGGGGGCCAGCUCUUUUAACAGCCAGGCUAGAUACCAGCAGAGGUCCCUAGGUUCUAUCCAGCAGUCCACUAUUUUGGUUGUGGACCCAGCCAAAGGCAACAUUCUGAAGGCUUCUGGCAGAAACAUGUUUUAUUUGCCUCAUGGAAUAACUACAGACAAGGAGAAUAAUUACUGGGUCACUGAUGUCGCUCUUCAUCAGGUGUUGAAAGUGAGCAGCGACGGAACAGACAGAACAUUGCUGGCACUAGGAGAAGCUUUCACACCAGGAAGUGACAACUACCACUUCUGCCAGCCCACUGAUGUGGCUGUAGACACUGAGACUGGGAACAUCUUUGUGUCUGAUGGCUAUUGCAAUGCCAGGAUACUGAAGUUCUCUGCUGAUGGCAAAUACCUGUCUGAGUGGGGUGCAGGCUCAUCAGACAGGAGGAGGCGCAUACCAUUCCAGGUCCCCCACAGCUUAGCGUUCCUUCCUGACAGACGAGAAAUUUGUGUUGCUGACAGGGAGAACGGACGUAUUCAGUGCUUUAUAGCUGAAACUGGAGAGUUUGUCAAGGAAAUAAAGAACGAGGAGUUCGGAGGGGAGGUGUUUGCCAUCACCUAUAGCCCUGCUGGAGAUGGCUUGAUCUUCGCAGUAAAUGGAGAAUCUCCAUAUCACUCAGCUCCACUCAGAGGUUUUGUCAUAAAUUAUUCAACCAAGGAUGUUUUGGAUACCUUCAGCCCAAAGAAAAAGGAGUUUAAAAUGCCUCACGACAUAGUUGAAACCAGGGAUGGCAGCGUCUUUGUUGGGGAUGCGGGCAAUAAAUCCGUCUUCAAGUUUACCACUGAGAAGUCACAUCGUUCUGUCAAAAAAGCUGGAAUCAAGGUUCAAGAACUUGAAGAAAUGGAGAUGUUUGUCCAAUCUAAGAUGAGGCCGGAACAUAACAUGUCGAAGACAGCAGCCCUCCAAGAGAAGCAAAUUGUGGCUCAACAGCCUCGACCACAGGGAGAGGCAGAAGAGGAGGAGAAGAAGAAGAGUGCAGCAAAGCCAAACAGAGAGGAGGGUGUACUCCCAGCUAUCAUUACCACACUGCUGCUCAUCCCCCUGCUGGUGGUCAUCUCAAUAGGAGUCUUCGUCUGCUGGAGGAGAAACAGUCGAUGUGAGGUGAAAACUGAACCCAGUUCUGUGGGAGGGAUCUUGGGAAAAAUAAGAGGUAAAGCGGUGGGCAGUCUGAAUCUGGGGAACUUCUUUGCAUCCCAUAAGGGUUACACUCGCCAGGGCUUUGACCAGCUGAGUACUGAAGGCAGCGACCAAGAGAGGAACGACGAGGACAGUAGUGACUCUGAGAACGAAGAGUACUCUGCCCUGCCGCCUCCUCAGUCCUCCUCUUAGACAUUCUGGGAACAUCCACCAACCUUCUGCUUACAUUGCCAAGAUGUAUGUUAUUCAUAAUGCGUGUAACUGUUGUGUUAGCUGCCAAUCUUAUUGUUUAUAUAUUUAAAUAUAUACUGUAUAUAAAAAUAAUUUGGCAUAAUUUUGACAAUUUAUUUAAUCUUUAUUUAAUUUACCCAUGGUCUUGAUACAGUCUUGGUGACACAAUUCGCAACUAUCUUUUAUAAGAGAUUCUUCUCCCCAAAUCAAACUUGCAUUAGUGAAAUUUCACACAAUCCACAGGGACAAAUGUUUGGAAUCUCUGGUGUCAGAUUCAGCCUUAAAACAAGAAAAAAAUCUGCUAAUGGGCCGAGGUAAUUCUACUUUUAUUCAUGCAGUCUACCUUGUCUCAGAGAUUUCUUGAAAUUAGUAUCAGGAACUUCAAGGAAAUUCUAUGAAAUUCUUGAAAUAAGUUUUAAGACCCAGACAACAACAAGGAUUCCUGGAGGAACUGAUUCUUCAUUUGUUGAGCUUGUUGUUGUGCUUCACUGUGAUUGGUUCAGAGCUGUGAUAGCAGUUUUGUGAUUGGCUGAGAGUGAAUCUAUGACUCAUCCCAUCAUCUGAUCUAUAUUCACCUUAGGUCAGCCUUUUGCGAUUUGCACUGCUAAGCAGAUGGAGACGCUCACACAAGUCGUACAGCUUUGUGCUGGUCACUUUGCUUCUCCAUUGAAACAAGGCCCUAAGAAAACCAGAAAACUGCUAUUGAUACCUGUUUACUGGUUGACUAUUUAUUUUACCCUUCAGUGUUUUGAUUUUGUUGACUGAGAAGUGGAUUUAAACAGUGUUUUUCAUGACAUUUCACCAUCUGACUAAGAAUUCAGUUAAGCAGGAUCAAUUACAGAAAUUUUGCAAUUUUAUUGUGACUUCAAAAAUGAAUGAUUUAACAGUACUGAUAUACUAUACAGUAUACAAAGCAUAGUUCUUACUGGAAAGGUGCAUCCUUCCUUUCAUAAAUCUCUUCCAUGUAGUAAAACUACACACACAGCGCUAUUUUAGCAGAAUUGUGUGGUCCAUGUUUUAGAUCAGUAACAUUUCACUUGUAAUUUUGUGCCUUUUCUUGUCUGUAUUUUGCCUUCCUUCAGCACCUGCCAUUGCAAAAUGUAUCACAGGAUGAAAACGGCUGCUGCUAGUAAAGCUUGUACUAUA
Xiphias gladius (swordfish) is the source of this 4424-nucleotide messenger RNA. RefSeq names its product peptidylglycine alpha-amidating monooxygenase (gene pam). Gene Ontology annotation, molecular function: copper ion binding; protein binding; peptidylglycine monooxygenase activity. The record is from RefSeq and is a predicted model, not a curated record. Gene Ontology annotation, cellular component: membrane; extracellular region. The transcript is spliced from 27 exons. NCBI's taxonomy places the organism in Eukaryota, Metazoa, Chordata, Actinopteri, Istiophoriformes, Xiphiidae. The coding region runs from base 300 to 3239 and encodes 979 amino acids. Gene Ontology annotation, biological process: peptide metabolic process.